AUGGUGGAAGGUGGAAGGUACCCUUUCUUCUUGAAAAAUAGCUCCUUUAGAAACUCCUCAACUAACAAAGUCAGUCUACGCACCUCAGAUCCAAAUCUGGUGGUGUUCCAGGAUAUCUGUAGUGCCACUCCGACUAACAUUCCAUCGCUGACCUAUGACCCAGACAAGAGUGGAUGUAACUAAGAUGAAACAUGAAGAUUCCAGUAUAACACCUUUAAAUUUUUGAGAAGUUUGGCUCCAUGCAUCUUAAGGUUUUCAUACAUGAUAGUGGUGAUCAGUCUCACUGCAAGUAGGCUAAGUUCUAGAAGCAAAAGAGACAUUUCAUCAUACAAAUGAAAGACUAAUUCCAAUUUAGGACACAUUCGUCUGAAAAGGGGUUGACAUGCAAGUGGAAGGUCAGAAAUUCAGUAUCAAAUUGUUGAAACCCAGAUUCAACCUUUCAGCAAUCUGCAUCUGUUUUCAUUCAUGGUCCUUGCUCUCAGUGUUGUGAUUGUGGCUAUAAUCCCAGUGAAGAAUUUUGUGUAUCAGAGAAUAGAUUACAAAGACCAGAAGCUGCAAGACUAUUAA
Phacochoerus africanus (Common warthog) is the source of this 567-nucleotide messenger RNA. RefSeq names its product CUB and zona pellucida like domains 1 (gene CUZD1). The record is from RefSeq and is a predicted model, not a curated record. NCBI's taxonomy places the organism in Eukaryota, Metazoa, Chordata, Mammalia, Artiodactyla, Suidae.